AUACCAAGCACACAAAGCUAAUAGAAGCCACCGUCGAUUUCUUGAACAGAAAAAAUGGCCUCGUUCUCCUCCUCGUGCUUCCUUCUCUUCACUGCUAUUCUUGGAGUGAUCUCAUGGCAGGCGAUAGCUUCCGAUCCAGGCUCUCUCCAGGACUUCUGUGUCGCGGACAAUAGCUCGCGUGUGCUAGUUAAUGGAUUCGUCUGCAAGGACCCAAAGGUUGUGACAGCGGAGGACUUUUUCCUGGCAGCUAAGCUCGACGUGCCGAGGGACACAAAGAUGAGCAAGGUCGGUUCCAAUGUGACCUUGAUCAAUGUCAUGAAGAUCGCUGGCCUCAACACACUUGGCAUCUCACUAGCACGUAUCGACUACGCGCCCCUAGGCGAGAACCCGCCGCACACGCACCCCCGUGCCACUGAGAUCCUCACCGUGCUUGAGGGCACACUCUACGUCGGCUUCGUCACGUCCAACACUGACAACAGGCUCUUCACCAAGGAGCUCAACAAGGGUGAUGUCUUUGUUUUCCCACAAGGACUCAUCCACUUCCAAUUUAACCCCAAUCCCUACAAGCCAGCGGUGGCAAUUGCUGCACUUAGCAGUCAGAACCCGGGGGCCAUUACCAUUGCCAACGCUGUGUUUGGAUCAAAGCCUAUGAUCUCUGAUGAUGUACUUGCCAAGGCCUUUCAGGUGGAGAAGAAGACCGUGGACUGGCUCCAAGCUCAAUUCUGGGCUGACAACCACAAUUAAUUAAAUGAUGCAUCUGCCACAAAUCGUUUGAUAAUAACAAUUCAUUCUAUGUAAUAAUAAAGUUGCUGUGUAUGAUCAACAUUAAUAUGUGUGAUGUAUUGGUUUGAUUCAAACAUGAAUAAUAUAUUGUUCUAAUUUC
Molecule: messenger RNA, 883 nt
Organism: Lolium rigidum
Lineage: Eukaryota; Viridiplantae; Streptophyta; Magnoliopsida; Poales; Poaceae
Product: germin-like protein 8-8
Exons: 2
Coding region: 55-744 (229 amino acids)
Cellular component (GO): cell wall
Molecular function (GO): manganese ion binding
Source: RefSeq, a predicted model, not a curated record